Molecule: messenger RNA, 2847 nt
Organism: Ostrinia furnacalis (Asian corn borer)
Lineage: Eukaryota; Metazoa; Arthropoda; Insecta; Lepidoptera; Crambidae
Product: gastrula zinc finger protein XlCGF57.1
Exons: 4
Coding region: 101-1930 (609 amino acids)
Biological process (GO): regulation of gene expression
Cellular component (GO): nucleus
Molecular function (GO): zinc ion binding
Source: RefSeq, a predicted model, not a curated record
GAACGCUUUGUUUUUUGUCAACGUCAGAAAUCUGUCAAAAUGCGUAAAUUAUUUUCGUGAUUUGUUUUUGAAUUAAAAUUAAUUCUAAUUACGUUUAACCAUGGAUAUCACAACAAAUAUAAACCUAGAAAAAAUAUGCAGGACUUGCUUGCUUGAGUCCCCGCAUAUGGUGGCUCUGUCGACAAAAAUGGAAGGUAACAAUCGGACUCUGUACGAUGUGUUGAUUUUCGUUCUCAAUAAUAACGUUGCUAUCGGUGAGAAGCUUCCAAAGCAGAUUUGUGGAGACUGUGAGAUGCAGUUGUUCCGUGUUGAGGAGUUUAAGAGGCGCUGCAAUGAGUCAGAGAACAUUUUGAAGGAGUUAGUCGACGCCAGCCAGUCUGGCCCAUCGCAACUUAUAAAGUUGGAAUCAACCUCUAAAAUAGAGAAGCAGGCGACGUUCGAGCACUUUUUAGAACUUAACCCUAUUAAUGUGAUAGAUUCUCUAAAGGAAGACUCAACAGGAAUGAUACUUGAGCCUGUAAAAGUAGAUUCUAAGGCUGAUGUAAAAGCUGCUAUCAAAGAAGAGUUUUCUGACUUUUCCGAUGAUUUAGAUGAUGAUAAUUAUGACGACAAUAGCCAAAAUAUAACGGAGAACAAGAAUUACCACUGUCCGUGCGGUGAAAGCUUUACAGAAUUGGACCAAUAUCAAAAACAUAUGGACAGCGAAAAGUGUUCGAAAACAUCGAAAUCUGACCUUUUACUCAUACCAGUCAAAUGUGGACAGUGUAACCUAGUAUUUAAAAACUCUGAAGACUUCAAAAGACACGUAAAAACUCAUAUCAAACCGAAUUCCAAGUAUUUCCAAUGUAAAUUAUGUAAAAAGAAAUUCACUAAGAAAUGUAAUCUCCAAACCCAUUUAGAUAACAAAGUCUGCUCCAAACCAGUAACGGUUAAGAAAGAAAAGCAAAAAGUCAAAGAAAAACCUACAAACAGUGUGUUAACGUUCAUUCCGAUAAAGUGUGAGCAAUGUAACAUAGUUUUUAAGAACAUGAAAACCUUUAAAACUCAUACUUUAACCCACAAAAGUGCGCCAGAGUUCUUCCAAUGUUCGCAAUGCAUGAGGAAGUUCAAAAAGAAAUCAUCACUUAUUACGCACAUGAGAAAUCAUGAGGAAAGAGACAAUGUUAAAUACAUUUGUGAUAUUUGCAAACGUGAAUUCAAGUAUCAAGCGCAUCUUGACAAUCACAAUCUAUCGGAGCAUAGUAAGAAAAAUCUCAUUCAAAUGCAAGUUUUUCCAUUAGAGACGAACAAUAUUAAUGAUAAGAAGCACCAGUGUAAGCUUUGUAGUAAAGCGUUCAAUAUGCAGUCAACGUUGACGGAUCAUAUGCGGACUCAUACUGGAGAGAAACCAUUCUUGUGUUCGGUGUGCGGUCGAGGAUUCACACAGAAGACCAAUCUUGCUCAGCACAUGCGAAGGCAUUUAGGAUUGAAGCCUUUUAAAUGCACGGAAUGUGAAAGAGGGUUCGUAUCAAAAGGCGAAUUAGACGCGCACACCCGUAAGCAUUCAGGAGCUCAUCCCUUCGUAUGCGACGAGUGUGGCAACGGGUUUACAACGUCGAGUUCGUUGAGGAAACAUAAGCGAGUCCAUACUGGGGAGCGGCCGUAUGCCUGCGAUCUGUGCCCCAUGAAGUUUGCUGCCUCCGGUACCCUAAAAAGCCACAGACGAACGCACACCGGUGAAAAACCUUACCAGUGUUCAUACUGCGAGAAAGCCUUCGUCCAGCGUCAAGAUCUGGUCUCCCACAUACGGUGCCACACCGGAGAGAGGCCAUUUGUCUGUGUGCACUGCGGUCAAGCAUUCAGGAAGCCUUCUGCUUUAAAGGCACAUGCGAAGACACACAAGCAACCGAUGCAGCCCGGACCGAUGAUGGCCUUGCAAGGUACUGGGUAGCAGGAUAAAUAAUGUUUGAAGUUUAUCUGACAGAUAAGUUCCUGAUAGGCUUGAUGGGUAGCGAGAGCCGAUUUUGGAUUUAUAGUGCAAGUUAAUCUGGCUGAUAAGUACCUGAUAGGCUUUAUCAGCAAGUGCUGCAAUGGUUCUGGAUAGUUUGUGUGAUCAACGUUUGAAGUGUAUCUGACAGAUAAGUUCCUGAUAGGCUUUAACAGCAAGUGCUGCAAAGAAGUUAUCUCACUUAACUUGAGAUUUAUGUGACAGUUAAGUCCCUGAUAAGCUUUAUCAGCAAGUUCUGCAAAGGUUCUUGAUGAAGUAUGUGAAAGUUCUCACUUGUAACUUGAGAUUUAUCUGACAGAUAAGGUACUGGGUAGCAGGAAUAACAUAAUUUACAAUUUAACGGGAGAAAGUUAUUUGGGGUUAAAUCCAAGCGCCUGAUGCAACGGUUUUGGAUAAAGUUUUAGAUUGUCAUCUGAUUUGAAGUUUAUCUGACAGACAAGCUCCUGAUAGGCUUUAUCAAAAAGAUAGACCCUUUAAAUACUUUUCUAUAGAUUAAACGCUGACUGAUUGAAAUCCAGUUGAAAAUUUAAACUCAUCAUCCACUGAUGGUUAGAACAGUCAUAAGGUAGUCGUAGGAUUAUUUUAACUAAAAAAUCAUGAUUACAAAAGAAUUCUAUACCAUAUUUUCGCUGAAUUUUCUUACUUUACUGUAGUGAUAAAAGAUAAAUCUAUGAACAAUAUUUUACUGUAUUAUUAGUGUUAAUAACUCGAUAUGCCACAGAUUUAGAAAAUGGUGCUUUACAUUAUUUGGAGGGCACGUUAAGUCAUUUAUGCCUUAUUACGUUACAUUAAGAUUAAAUUUACGAUAAAAUAAAUAGUCACAUAAUACACUGUCCCCACCACUUUUUUUUGUAUCUUUA